AUGGAUAUAAAUUCUCUUAUUAACCAUGAAGAAGAUAUCUAUAUUAAUUAUGAACAAAGCAACUGUACUUUCAUUAAUCUGGUUGAUAUUAACUAUAAACCAAUUAAUAAAUUAAAUUAUAAACCAAAUAAUGAAUUUAAUUAUGAACCAAUUGAAGAAUUGCUAUCUGAUAAUACUAUAAAAGAUAAAAGUUCUGAAGAUAAUUAUUAUGAAUUAUUGGAUGAAAUAUUAUUUGACAAUACAAUAAUGGAUAAAGAUCCUGAUAAUAAUUUUUCAGCAAAAUCUUUUUUAAUGAAUUGA
Messenger RNA from Dentiscutata erythropus, 300 nucleotides. Lineage: Eukaryota; Fungi; Glomeromycota; Glomeromycetes; Diversisporales; Gigasporaceae. The record is from the annotation of a GenBank genome assembly.